UCUGACUGCUUCACCAUGCUGCUCUCCUUGGUUCCGCUGCUGCUGCUGAUGGUCAGAGGUUCACAGGCCACUCAUUUUCUUGGCACCAUGAUGACUUACUAUCCAGAGGAGACUCAUGCGGACGGCUCGGUCUCAGUGAUCCUUCGCUACAAGCUGAAUUUUGUCUCGUGCACACAUUCUGAUACAUGGCAGUGUGGUGGAAACUGUGGAACGCAGACCCAGACCCUUGCAUUAUCUGUUGUUGACGAAGUAAGCGGUGAAUGGUGUCAGAGGGAAGGAGCAAUAACUCGUCUGCUCCCCAACAACACUGGAUUUGAGACUGUGUUGGCUGGUGGAGACUGGAUAUCCAACAUACAAAAUGGGAUUGUAAGCUGGAGAGCUGUGACCGACGUUGAAUUGAGAAACCGGUCCGACAAUGGAAAACCCAACACAUCCCCACAGACCACCAUCCUCCCUGCUCUGAGAAUACCUUCAAAUUGUCCCAAAACCAUAAAUUUAUUGGCCUUCGACCCGGAUGGAGACGAAGUUAAAUGCAGAUAUGGAAACACAUCAGAUUCAGAGUGUAACCCAUGCACACCCCCGUCUGUCCUCAGCCUCUCAUCCUCUUGUUCUCUGUCAUUCAACCCAACCAACAGCAGUGCUGAGCUUCCAUACGCGGUCCAGUUGGUGAUGGAGGACUUUCCCACACAGAACAUCACUUUGACUCAAACUAAUGGUUCACAGGAGGUGAAAACUACCAGUGAUGCCAUCAGCAAGAUACCUUUACAGUUCGUUCUGAAAGUGGGUCCUACGGUACCAUCCUGCACAGAAGGUCUCUACUUGCCCAGAUUCCUGUCUCCAACUCCCAGCAACAGAGCUCAGCUCUACACUCCUGCUGGUCAGGCUCUGGAAAUCACCAUCAGAGCGGAGGCCGCUAACAUCACCGGCCUCCUGUACAGUGGGCCUCACAAUAUGGUCAAUGACUCAUCAGGAUCAGGUAACUUCUCUCUGACGUGGACGCCGUCUGCAAGUGAGGAAGGACAGAGCCACCCCGUUUGUUUUGUCGUCCAGUCAAGUGUCUUCGGCACUUUGUAUCACUCUGACCUGCGGUGUGUUAUUGUGACGGUUGGAAACACCCCAAUCACACAACCACCUAUAGUUGUGCCUCCAACUGUACCGUCUACAACAGCAUUAAUAAAUUCCACUAUAUCACCGGCCCUAAAUGUCACAUCCAGACCCACCACCAUGACCCCAGCUGUCAAUGCAACAUUAUUGCCAACCUUUGCAAUCCUAAAUGCAACAGACAGAACAUUGGCUCCAACAUCUGCUCCUGGACCGGAGUAUGUUAUUGCUCUGAACAUAAAGGUCUCUACCACACUUUCACUGGACAGUGAUUCUAAUACCAUCAUUAAUCUGAUUAAAAACAAACUGGUUGAUGAAGGGCUGCCAUCAGACAUAAGUGUCCGCCUCCUGAGCAACAAUCAAGUGGUCGUUACAACAGCGAGUCCCUAGAGCAGCAACAUUAAGAAGAACUGAUCUAAACAGGGAAAUGUAUCUCCAGAAGUCAUGUAUACCUGUUUGUUUGUUUGUUUUUUUGGUAUAUUUUUAAAAUUCUUUUUGCAGUUUAAUUGCAAAAUUAUGCUGUUAUCAGUCAACUUGUAUAUUUUCUAAAUAAAUCAUCAGUGGAUGAAACUGUA
This is a messenger RNA of Fundulus heteroclitus (mummichog), 1676 nucleotides long. RefSeq lists its product as uncharacterized. The record is from RefSeq and is a predicted model, not a curated record. The transcript is spliced from 11 exons. Bases 16 to 1491 code for a protein of 491 amino acids. Lineage: Eukaryota; Metazoa; Chordata; Actinopteri; Cyprinodontiformes; Fundulidae.